CGAAGAAACAGAGUCGAGGGUUUUUGCAGUAGCGCGCUGGGGGAAGCGAAAUGGGGAGAAGAAUAUUGAACGAUGCUCUGAGGACCAUCGUCAAUGCCGAGAAGAGAGGUUUUGCAUCGGCUGAGCUCAAGCCUAUCUCCAAUGUCAUGGCGUCUUUCCUGCAGAUCAUGAAGUACAGAGGUUACAUUAAGGAUUUUCAAGUGCACGAUCCGCAUAGGGUUGGGCGGAUAAGCGUGGAGCUGCUGGGGAGGAUUAAGGAUUGUAAAGCGCUCACUUACAGACAAGAUCUUAAGGCUCAGUAUAUUGAGAAAUACAAGACUCGUACUCUUCCAACUCGUCAGUGGGGAUAUGUUGUUAUUACAACACCAAAUGGAGUUUUAGACCAUGAAGAAGCAAUUCGACAAAAUGUUGGCGGCCAAGUGCUUGGAUACUUCUAUUGACGAUCCGACAAUGGGGUGCAUUGCAAAAACAAAGUCCCAAUUGGCUAUGGAAAACUUGAGUUGAAUUAUGAAUGGUACAAGUAGCUUCUUUCAGAACAACUCAUGUCGAUAAUGCUUCUUUUUGCGCGCCUUUUCGAUUGUUCCUUUUGAAAUGCAAUUUUCAAAAGCAGCUAGUUAGUUCAUGGACGAAUGGCCAAAUUUCGGAUUUUCUUUUAGCCCCUAGAGCCUCAUCAAAAGUGCAUUUGCAUUAUACAUCCAUUGAAUUUUUAGUAAUGAUGAAUUGUUACAGAUUUGCCGGAGA
This is a messenger RNA of Andrographis paniculata, 741 nucleotides long. Its product is annotated as 40S ribosomal protein S15a-5-like. The transcript is spliced from 3 exons. Bases 51 to 440 code for a protein of 129 amino acids. Gene Ontology annotation, molecular function: structural constituent of ribosome. Gene Ontology annotation, biological process: translation. The record is from RefSeq and is a predicted model, not a curated record. Gene Ontology annotation, cellular component: cytosolic small ribosomal subunit; ribosome. NCBI's taxonomy places the organism in Eukaryota, Viridiplantae, Streptophyta, Magnoliopsida, Lamiales, Acanthaceae.